GAUCGGCGCAUAGCAUAACUAACAACUAUCUCUUGUAGAUGGGGCCUACAUGCUAAACGUCGGCAUAUUCCUUUAUCAAACAAUGGAAACAGAUGAAAAGACAAACCAUGAAGUGCCCAGGCUACCCGGUCAACCAAAAGAGACGUCAUGCGGACAGAGGCUUUGCGGCAAGAUCUAUUUAGCCCUGGUGAUUCCACUGUGUGCACUUGUCCGGUCAAUUGUCAGUGAUGUAAUCUACGUAGUGUUAAUGUUAUUGGAGGUCUACAUUUCCUUAAGAUUAUUAGGAACCUUUGGGAUACUUUAUGAAGGGGAAUCUUUUUUGCUUAGAUUAAUUUACAGUGCAUGUUGUGCUAAUAUAAUUGUUUGGAUAAACGAACGCGUGCUUGGUGAGUUCGUCAAAUGGUGUCUGAAACAAGAAACCUAUUUCCACAGAAUCUUCACUAGCAUGGACUGCUCGGCACACAGACAGUACACUGGCGAACGCUUGAAAUGUGGGAACCCCGCAGGAUGUCGUGAUUAUGACUUGAUACUAGGCCUGGAAAAGAAGUUAAGGAAUAAAUCUAUGGUUCAACUCGAUGACGUCAUUCAGCGUUACGCCUGGCAGAAACUUCUAAAGGAAUCUAACGAAGUGGAUGUGCUAGAGCUGCAGGCAUCUGAUGGUGUCUACACCUGUCAGGUGGACUGGACGGCGCUGACCAUCGAGCACAAGGUUACGAAGUUUUCUCCCAAGGUGAAGGACGGAACCGUAAUAACAACCCCUCGUGGAGACGUACAAACAGGUACGCAAUGGACGAGGGUCUUGUCGUGUUACUAUGACAACCAAGCCAAAAGUAAACAAAGCUAUACUUUUAGAGAAUCAUGUGACACGACAUCGCGAGUGGACGUCGAUCUGAAACAGUUCUACACAAUAAACCAAGAGGUGUGUGCCAAGUUAAGCUUCCCUGAUGAUGUACGAGUGGGCAUAGACAAUACCGUCAGUCUUAACAAGGUCAAAGGUGAAGUGUUCCAAAAGACUCACACCUGGGAGCUCAACACGCGGGUUGAAGUUGAGCCAUCGUCUCGAGCCCAUGUUCAGCUGUUAGCGAGACGAGAGUGUUCUGUCGUGGAGUUUGAGAUUCGAACCACUUUGUAUAACCCUAAAGAAACUAUGCACGUUACCUACUCAGGGAUGAAUAAAAAUCGGUCCUUGUUUAAGGUGAACAUUGAAAACUUACAUGAGGCUUUUAGGCUUGUGGAAGAUGGCGGAGUUCUUACACCUGAAGAAAACGAGUGUGUGGACAUGAUGGUGGAGAAGUGGCUGGACAAAGAUGGCGUGGAGCACUCGGCCACCCACCCCCAGAUCAUCACCCGGGGCACCUGUGUCUACCUCAGCUGGACUGACCAGAAAGUGGACAUCAAGACAAGUCCAUUGUCAAUGGAUGAAAAAUAACUCAAUUCAUUUGUUGUCCAUUAGCCAGACUGAUAUAUACAGCUGGUAUUAUACUUAAUGUACUCUAAACCUAACCUAUGGUUUAUAAGAGACAUACAUAUAAUCUUGAUUAAGUCUAAGCCUAACUCUUAACAUACAUUUGUCUCUGCUAAUUCUAUUGCAGUACAAUACUAAGUGAUUGAAACUAUUUUUCGUUGCAUCCCCAAAUUAUUACCUAAUCUAGUUUUGGGGGUUUAAAAGUUUCAAAUAAAAUAAACAUUAAUUAAAGAAACCUCUCAGGAUUAACGUUAUGUAAGUUACAUUUUAAAUUAUUUUAGUUCCUAAAUAUUUAUAUCGCCAACCCUUUUUAUAUCGCUAAGGGAGGUUUGGGCACCUUUUUAUUUUAAAAUUGUUUUAAUAUUAAUAAGACAGUAUUUUUACAAUGGUUUUCAAAGUCACUAAUUUUAGUCAAUUAUUUAAACAUUAUACAGGAUUUGUAUUAAUGACUUAUCACUUU
Molecule: messenger RNA, 1925 nt
Organism: Physella acuta
Lineage: Eukaryota; Metazoa; Mollusca; Gastropoda; Physidae
Source: RefSeq, a predicted model, not a curated record